AUGCACAAGCACGGUUAUGACUGCCGCGUAGCGAUCUUCCACGUGCAGGCGCUGUUGGUGCCCGAAAAAACACGGCAGAUUAGCUUGCCAAGCCACCUGGCCAUUGCGAUUAGGCGCGUUUUGGGUAGUUGCAAAUUGAGGUGCAGCAUCAGCUUGGAAAGCGGAAAGCGAGGCUCCAAAACGUCUGAAAAGAUGCAAAUGCAAAACCUUCCUCGUCCACCAGAGGCCGCGGCCAUAAGUGGCGGCUCUUCCAGCGAAAUCCAGCCCCUGCUACCUCCUGUAGGCGCGGUGGCGGAUGCGCCUGCAGGGCCCGGAUUCAGCCGCGCCAUUCCUGGCCCAGGAGGUCCGGCGGCGGCUGGCUACUGGGCACGAAUCAAGGUACGUGCGCAGCAGCAGAUGAUUGAGAUGCGGGAGAGGGCCUUGGAGCAGCAGGGUCAGGAGUGGCGCAGCGCUGCUGAGAACCUGUCGGCGGUCAAGAUCGCCGCGCAGGAGGUGGUAGCUCCGGAGCCUGCAUCCUGGAGUGAGCGAGCACGACGGUCCUGGGCGCUGGUGAAGCUUCUGGAUAGCGGUCCUCUGGCCAAGUGGGUGGCUAGGGCCUUGGUGUGUGCGUUCUACGUCAACCAGGUGGCGGAGGCGGUGGAGAUGUGGGUGCACCUAAAGAACGCCCCCCACAGGCGCCGCUGGGCGGAUGAACCGCCGCCCCGGCCGCCCGCAUUCCCCGUAUUCAUGGUGGCGGUUCUACUGCCCUGUGCACUCUUGUGCGCCGGCGGACUGCUGGUACCGCUGACGGGGGGCGCCCUGCUGGCGACGACCCUGUACGAGGACGCCAGGCUGUCAUGGCGGCAGAUCGUCAGCAUCGUACGGUACGGCAGUAGGCCAACGGAGCUUCUGGCCAAGCGGCUGGCCAUGAUUGGGGUGGCCCUACUGGUGGUGGCUCACAGCGCCAGAGACCGAGCCAAGAUGCGCACAUACGCGGGCAUGCUGUUGACGGAUGACCAGGGCAGCCGUACUCCCGGUCGGAAGAAGUCCGCUGCCCUCCUGGCGGGCCGCUUGCUGCUCGCCUGCCUGCUGCUCUUCGCGGGGCUGUCGCAAGUACGGCGUGUCAUGGCCCGCGGCGGUGCCCUGUGGCAGGCAGCUGCGCUGACGCCGCGACAACAGGCCGCCGCCGCCGCCGCUCUACAGGCUGCAUAUGGUCCCCGGAUGCAACCCGACAUGGCAACGCCAUCGGGGGGGAAGGGCUCGGUGGCGGAGGCAGCAAUGACAGCGGCGGAGGCCGCCGUAACGGCGGCUGGCGCCGCCGCGGCUGGCGCGGCGGCGGCGGGUGCGCCGCUCCCGGGCAUUGCCGCUGCCGGCGCGACUGCGGGCGCGGCGGCCGCGGUGGGUGGUGGUGCAGCGGCGGCGAUUGGCAGCGGCCCGGGCGCGGCUCCCGACCUGGCUGCUGCCACCGCCACCGGCGCAGCACGUCACCACUUUGGCGUCCCCGACAGCCAUGACAACAACUGGCAGUUGUUGCAGAUGGUGCUGUGCGUGCCGCUGGCGCUGGGCUGGCAGACGGGUCUUACCUGUCGCGGCCUGGUGGCUGUGUUGCUUCUGGAGGCGGUCACGUGUUGGCCCUUCUGGGCCUGGUACUGGCCGUCCUGGCAUUACGCGGCACAUGUGCGGCUGCAUUUCUUCACAAACCUGGCUGUGGCCGGGGGCCUGGUGCUGCUGCAGUGCCUGGGGGCGGGGCACUUCACGAUGGAUAGCCUACUGGGCCGCAAGACGGAUUGA
Molecule: messenger RNA, 1770 nt
Organism: Volvox carteri f. nagariensis
Lineage: Eukaryota; Viridiplantae; Chlorophyta; Chlorophyceae; Chlamydomonadales; Volvocaceae
Exons: 9
Coding region: 1-1770 (589 amino acids)
Cellular component (GO): membrane
Source: RefSeq, a predicted model, not a curated record